Molecule: messenger RNA, 7881 nt
Organism: Acytostelium subglobosum LB1
Lineage: Eukaryota; Evosea; Eumycetozoa; Acytosteliales; Acytosteliaceae
Exons: 8
Coding region: 1-7881 (2626 amino acids)
Biological process (GO): DNA damage checkpoint signaling; protein phosphorylation; telomere maintenance
Cellular component (GO): nucleus
Molecular function (GO): protein binding; protein serine/threonine kinase activity
Source: RefSeq, a predicted model, not a curated record
AUGGCAGCAGCACAAUCUACACCAAACAUCAAUGAUAAAGAUCAUAUUAUAGCUACAUUGGUCACACUGAUACAGGACAUCUAUCAACAACAUCAUCACUCGAGCGCACGUCAAAAGAGUGGACAGCAACAGAGUGGCAACGCGGCAAAACAGAGCCAGAAGCAUGUGGAGCAAGUGGCCCAGAUACGCUCGCUGCUGCCCGAGCUCAUCAACACACAUCUCAUGAUGACGGGCUCCAUCCAGGACGUCAACCAGAUCGUCCAGCUCAUUCGCAUGAUGAUACAGAAGCUGCCCAAUGGCCAGUGGAUCGGCGACGCCGACUCCAUCUGCUUCUACCUCUUCAAACUCAUCCCGUUCUUGGCGAGUGCCGGACAUGUACGCGACGCAUCUCUGCUCGACAACCUCGUCAGCACUAUACGCGCCGUCAUCAAUCUUCUGUUCCAACACCUGCAUGUGCUGUCGCUGUUCAUUACAGAGACUGCCACGAUGUUCAACGAUCUACAAGAGGUGGCCGAGUGCAUGUCGAGGCAGCAGCUCACCUACCCCGUACUACUCAAAUGUUAUUGCGAGCUAUCAUCAUCAUUCGUCAACACACGAUCAAUGUCAUUCCUCUUGCUCGACAACCUAGUCAACAACAAGUCAUUGGUUGUUAUCGAUGGAGGCAGUACACAACAACAGCCACAGAACACCCAACAACAACAAAGACAAACAAAUGCUAAUGAUGGCAUCAUCAUACCAAUCACAUCAUUGGACAUGCUCAUAUCAAUACUCGCUGGCAUGCUCAACGCGAUAUGUUCAACAUUCGAGUCCAACACCCAAAUGCUCACAAGUGUCAUCGCGCCCUACUGGUACAUCGUCUCGAACAUCCUACGUAACAUCAAGUGUUACAACAACAAUGUAUAUCUCAUCAAAACCUCUCUCAAUACUAUCAAUGCAUUCUAUACUUAUGAACGACCUGAAGGCGUCAAUGUUGAUCUGUUCGAAUCGUUGCUACUUACAUUACAAUAUGUAGUGACAUCCAAUGAUCAUGAUGCCGAACACAAGCUUGCUCAAUCUCUUCGUACUCUUUCACAAUCAAUCAACGACAAGGACUAUUGCUCUUUUGCCGAGCUCAUUGUCCAACGCAUUACCUACAUCCUAUCCACGAGCAAAUCCACGCCACUGAAGCGAACCUUCUGUCAACUAUAUCAACGCCUGCUAUCACUGUCACCGCCAGUACAUCUGUCAAUUGUAAAUAUGCUUCCGUUUCUCAACGAUGAUCAGAUACAGAGCGAGCUGUAUAAGUGCUUCAAGGUGGUGUUUGACUACUCGAUCGACAAUCGCGUCACCAUCAAUGGUACCAUCGACCAGUUCUCAUCGGUGCUCCUCAAUCGUCUGUUGCUGCUGGCGCAGUCUUUCCCCUUUGACACAUUUGCCAACGCCACGCCAGCGAGCCUGACGCGCAUCUCGCAGUUUGUCUGCAGCUUUGGCACGGUGUUCCGCAUCUGCAAGGAGUACCACGAGAACCUCAACAACCUACUCGAACUGUUCAUCCAGCACAUCAACGACUUCUACGAGGUGGUCAUCGCGCAGAAGGAACUGACGGGCGGGCAGAUCGCCGUCGUGUCUCAGAUGCUGGCGCUGUGUCUUCAUGUGCUGAUGGAUGUCGUGCAUCCCAACAUCGACCUGACCUCAUCGCUGGGCAGCCAGUUCAAGUUCACGUUGGACUGCAUCUUCAAUCUCUCAUUCUUGCCAUGGAACCACUCGCUCAUAUUCAAGGCCGCCGACCCCAAAGACUUUGAGUCAAUCAAAGUCCAGUGCAUGGCCCUUUUGGCCUGGACCCCAAGUACCUUUUACUUUGAAGAGCGUCGACUGAUCUAUGAGCAGGCGCUCAAGUCCCUGCUGCCAACGGCCCAGACACCUCAGAGUCUUCGCGUAUCAUUGGACUUUAUUGCACUCAUCCCCUUGUUCUUGGUCAGUUUGACGAGCACAAACAGCGCGAUCAACGACUCUAUCAUCGCGACAACCAUCGACACGCUCAACAAGUUGGUGGGCGAAUGUAGGAACACAAGCGACCCGCUAAUACUCCAGAUGAUCGCACUCAUCACUGGCCACCUGUCCUGUAUCCAGGGUGAUCACUGCAACUUCCAGAUCUCACCCGAGUUUGCCAAGCGCUACCCUGCCGAAGUGGUCAUCAACAAGACCAACGUUAUCUCUCAGCGCCCCUUCACUUUUGACAGUCUGGUCGACAACAGCCCACUACUCAACUCUGGCUGCACCAAGACCAUCUGGUACCCGCGCUGUCCUUGCCAGUUUCGCAAGCAGGACGACCUCAUGCUGAUCCAUCUGAAGCCGGUGCCUGUCGUCGCCAAGCCCAUGUCUCCCAGUGACGGCAGUGACAGCACUGGGGGUGCUGGAGCUGGUGGCCCACUGUUUAGUACACUUCUCGACGACGGGAAUUCAUCUCCGCUUCUCAGCGAGUUUGUUGGCAGAUUCUUGGACGAUCACUUCUCGUUGCUCAGAGACAAUGAUGAGAUUAUUCGUCGUGCGAUCAUCAAAUGCAUCAUCACACUGGUCAAGCGCGACACGUCUGUUUCCAAGGACAUCACAUUGAUGCCGCUAUUCCAGCGAUUGAGGCCAAUGUGGCCGAGCGACUCUGGUGUGAGCGAGGGCGUCAUAGCGUCAAUGGUGAGCCUGUUUGGAAAGCUCGCCAAGCUGAUCGACAUUGACACAUCGUACUUCUUGCUCAUCAUUUGCAAUCUCAUCGAAUGUCUGGGCCGUACGCCCCUGCUGCGCGGUCUGGGCUUUGACGAGCUGGAGCAGGUCACGCGCAGCAAGACCAUGACAACCAAGCAGUUGAUCAACUACCUCGCGCCAACACUCUACCCGCUGAUCAUUAUGCACCUGGCCAAGAAUGUGACGGUGCUGGAGGAGCUGGCCUCGCGAGUGCUCAAGACCAAUCUGUCUGCGCUGAUCAACAUCACCGUCCCCUACGUGCUGCCCAGCCUGUUCACGGGCAAGUGCGAGGACGUGCUCAACGAGCUGAAGCGCUACUUUGACCUCAAGAGCGUGGCCGAGUCCGACCUGCUCAUCUGCUCGGUCUUUGAACACAUCUUCAUGACGUGCACCAUCCAGGAGACACUGACCAGCACCAUCACCUAUGUAGCUGAAAAGGUCGACAGGGAUGUGACCGCACUCAUCCAGUCGGUACCUCGUCGCUUCAUCUACCAACUCACACUCAAUCUCGGUGAUGAAGCACGCGAAGCCCAGGCGGUCUCAGCUCUCAAGUCGGCCCAUCUCCUCCAACAGCGACUGACCGCGCCCAUCUCUGCCAUGCCUUUUGAGCACAGCCUCAUCAAAGACUUCCUGGGUACGAUGGACUUCUUCACAUCAAUCAUGACCAAUCGCCAAAAGACUAUGGCCGACAAGGAGGGCAUGCUGCGCGCGUUUGAGCGUCUGCUCGAGUUCAUUGGCUACGCGGUCAACUCAUUCCGGCCCAAGAUCAUGGCAUUCCUCAAGCUCACGCUCAAGACCCCGCUCGAGCUCAAGGCCAUCCAGAUCUGGUCCAAGUUUGUCAAGAAGCUGGACAUCAACUCGGUCGGCCCCAUCCUCAAUCUCAUCCUAUUCUCCGUGCUGCCCUUUGUCCCUGGCAAUCAAGAAGCCGCGGCCGAGAUCUUUGAGUAUCUGAUCAUCACCAAGGGCGCCAGCCUGCAGCCAUUCUUCCACACGAUCCCCUUCUUGCCACGCGACUACCCCGCCCUGCACAAGGUGAUCGAGGUGCUGAACAAGUCGACUGGAAACAUGCCCUACCUGCAGCAGAUCACGUUGCUCAUGCAGCUGUUUGACAAUGAGAGCAUCGACGUCAAGGUCAUGACUUUGAACAGACUGCGCAGCAUACUACGCGAGCACCGCAGCGAGCUCCAUCACCUGGUCGUCAACAAUCUCAGACUGGACGGCACUGGCACUCCCAUCAUCUCGGUGCUGACCAAGGCACUGCUGAUUGGAUGCCGCGACCCCUUCCAGAAGGUGCAAGUGGCCUUCACCGAGUGUCUGGGCGAGCUGGGCGCCAUCGAUCCAGAGAAGUUUGACUUUACACUGCGCAGCGAAGCGCUCGAGGAGAAGAACCGAUCUACCAUCGCGCAGGACCUCAUCGUGGAGUAUCUUGUCCGCUUUGUUGGCUCGCCCAGCAACCCCACACCACAAGACCGUGCAGCCUAUGCCAUACAGGAGAUUCUCAAGACAUGUGGAUGUGUAGCUGAGCCAAUGAACCGAACACAAGAGGGCAAGGACCUGUGGAAUCACUUUAACAAUGAGGUCAAGGAGAUCCUCAUGCCCUACCUCACAUCAGAGUACUCAUUGACCGAUGCCAAGCCCACCGCCGAGCGUGACGGUGCAUUCUUCAAGCCCAAAGUCCUUUACAAGAAGUGGCUGUCCAGCUGGGUCAUCGACCUCAUCAAGCAUACCAAAGGUUCCUACGAGCCAAUAUUCAAUGCAUGCCGUGGAAUCAUAAGGGACUACGUCAAGAUAUGUCAUUACUUGUUGCCAUACUUGAUCAUGAACGUGUUUGAGUUUGGCACGCAAGACGAUAUUAUGGGUAUCCAAGUGGAGAUGCUAGAGGUACUCAAGAAUGAUACGGACCUGUCAUCGGAGAAUGGCCAGAUGUGCACACAGCGAGUGUUUGAGAUUACAACGGCACUCACACGCUGGGUGGACGGUCGCAACAAGAAGAUGAAGGAUGUUACCAACGCCAAGAAGGUGUCGCCCAAGAGUUCAUCCAACACCCCCAACGCCAUUAACACCAUCGAGACCUUCCUUGGAGGCAUCCCCGAGCUCCUGCUAUCCUCCGCCUCACUCCGCUGUGGUGCCCUAUCCUCAUCACUUCUUCACAUGGAGUCAUACAUCAGGAAGGAGAUCGAUACCAAGAAUCAAAGCAGGGAGUUGGUGAUCAACAACAACAUGACCACAUUGCAGAAGAUAUAUCAUGACUUGAAUGACAUUGAUGGAUUGGUCGGAUUGUCAUUGCUCAAUACCAAUCCAUCGUUUGAUGAGAAGAUCAUGGAGUUUGAGAGCAGGGGCGCAUGGAGUGAGUGCUUCGUUUAUUACUCUACCGCCUGCAACAAUGAUCCGAAUAACGUGCAGUACAAGCUUGGCCAGCUACGCAGCUUGUUCCAUUUGGGCCAUCACGAAUCAGUACUUAUUAUGGCUGAAGGACUCAAGGCUGUGGCCACAGAGGAUCAAACACUGCUACAACAUCAUGGAAACAGCACAAUCGCACAGCAAUACAACUCGUACAGCAUUGAGGCCGCGUGGAGACUGUCCAAGUGGGAGACGGUCGAGGCCAAGCUGCAGCAGCCGUAUGAGCCUAACUUUGACGUAUCGAUUGGCCAGAUCCUACUGGACCUCUACCGACGCAAUGAGCGGGAGUUUGUGGCGCACCUGUACCAGGCGCGCGCCGACCUCACACAGAACCUGGCCGCCGCGUCAUUGGACUCGCAUCACCGCUGCUACACCUACCUCACACAGCUGCACAUCCUCAAGGACAUUGAGCUGAGCUGGAACCUCUCGAACAAGACGUCAGAGACGGCCGUCAUUACCGAGCUCAAUGAGCGCUUCAAGGUCAUCCAGCCAUCGACACUCAUUCGCGAGCCCAUCCUCACGGUGCAUCGUGUGAUCCUCGAGAUCUUCAAUCAUCAGGCCGACACCACACAAUGCUGGCUUCGCAUAGCCAAGUACUCCAGACACGAGGGCAAGUUUGAGAACGCCGCCAACGCAUUGCUGGCACCACGUUUGAUUGAGGACCGUCCAUACUUUAUGGAGCGCGCCAAGCUUGCCUUUGCCAAGGGUCAGACCAACGAGGCCAUCAGCAUCCUUGGUCCACUAUGUGCCAUGGGCGGUCCCAAUGGACCAACUGGCCAACCACAAUUCCAACCAAACAAAGCAGCCAUGAGACACAAUGAUCCAAUCCUUGCCAAGACCCAUCUCCUGCUCGCCAAAUGGAAACAACAAUGUGGAUCCUCACAUGCCGAACUACUCAAUCAUUACAAGCAAGCCUGUCUCUUCAACUGGGAGAAAGGACACUUCUACUUGGGCAAGUUCUACGAUUCGGUGUUGUCCAACAUCAAGAAGAAUGGAACCAAUUUGUUUGUGAGCAACAACAAGUCGAUGAUGGACCCUCUCCUUUUGACCAAGUACACCAAGAAGAUCCUAUCGUCGUAUGGCAACUCAUUGGUACAAGGACACAACUACAUCUAUCACUCCAUGACCAGGUUCCUCACCGUUUGGACCGAAUACGGAUCAACCCUACUCGAUAACAGCGAUUUGAUUAAGGAUUACAAGAACAAGAACAGACAGAGUGCAAAGAUCAACAGCAACAACAACUUUGAUAACCAGGUGAAGGCACUCAAGACUAUGGUAAAGGAGUUUGUCAAUCAGAUACCAGCACACCUAUGGUUGAUGUUCCUACCUCAGUUGAUAUCAAGGAUCGUUCAUAAGAAUCCAGACACUUUGGAAGUGAUCGAGAUGAUCAUUGUGAAAGUUAUGACAGAGUAUCCAGCACAGGCCAAUUGGUUCAUCGUCUCGCUGCUCAACUCCAAGGAGAAGGCACGUAUGGAGGGUGCCCAGCGUUGUUUCAAGAAGGCGUGCGUCGAUCACAUCGAGAACAAGCGAUCGUACGACGAGAUAUCCAGGCUGUCCGAGUACUUCAUCGCGCUCUGUGACCAUGAUGCUGGCAAGAAGAUCAUCAAGAUGUCCACGGACUUCAAGGAACUCUGGGCAAUGAAGAACCUUUCGGUGAUCGUGCCCCUUCAGGCAUCACUCCGCCCGGUGCUCCCACCCUCGGGUAGGUACGAAGAGAACUUCCAGCUGUUCGACCCCAAGGUGGCGACGAUCCAAGGCUUCGAGGACCAGAUCGAGAUCAUGCCAUCGAUGCAGAAGCCCAAGAAGAUCACAAUCAUCGGCUCACAGGGCAAGCGCCACAUCUUCCUCUGCAAACCCAAAGACGACCUGCGCAAGGACAGCCGCAUCAUGGAGUUCAGUCUGAUGGUUAACAAACUGCUCAAGAAGGACCCGCACUGCCGUCGCCGUCGUCUGCUCAUCCGUACCUACUCAGUCGUGCCGCUCGACGAGUUGUGUGGUAUGAUUGAAUGGGUGUCCAACCUGACUGGAUUGCGCAACAUCCUCACCGACCUCUACAAGCAGGUGCCCAACUUCCCCGACAACAAGAAGAUCCGCGAGUACUACGCUACAGAUAACCCUAAAGUUGCCAUCAUCCCCAAGUACGACAUCCUCACCAAGCACAUCCUGCCAUUCGCCCCCCCUGUCUUCUACAAGUGGUUCCUCAAGACGUUCCCCGACCCAUCCGCAUGGCUCGACGCGAGGAACAGCUAUACCAAGACGACAGCCGUCUGCUCGAUGGUGGGCAGCAUGAUCGGCCUGGGCGACCGUCACGGUGAGAACAUCCUCUUUGACACGACUAAUGGCGAGUGUCUGCACGUGGACAUCAACUGCGUCUUUUGGAAGGGCAAGACCUUUACGGUACCCGAGCGCGUGCCAUUCCGUCUCACGCGCAACAUGGUGGACGCAUGCGGUGUCAGUGGCGUCGAAGGCACGUUCAGGAUCGUCUGCGAGCAUACUCUCCGUCUACUGCGAGCGAACCGCGAAGCUCUGAUGAGUCUGCUAGAGACCUUCGUCUAUGAUCCUUUGGUCGAAUGGAAAGGCAAGGGUGGCAACGAGAAUGACAAGGCCUUGGAGAUCAUUAACAACAUUGACAGAGAGCUUCAGGGACUACCGGCCAACAUUGGUCUUCCUCUGUCCAUCGAAGGACAAGUUACAAGUUUGAUCCAAGAAGCUACCGAUCUUAAGAAUCUAUCAGAGAUGUAUAAUGGUUGGGCUGCAUGGUUAUAA